Molecule: messenger RNA, 2914 nt
Organism: Cryptomeria japonica (Japanese cedar)
Lineage: Eukaryota; Viridiplantae; Streptophyta; Pinopsida; Cupressales; Cupressaceae
Product: WRKY transcription factor SUSIBA2
Exons: 6
Coding region: 370-2592 (740 amino acids)
Biological process (GO): regulation of DNA-templated transcription
Molecular function (GO): DNA-binding transcription factor activity; sequence-specific DNA binding
Source: RefSeq, a predicted model, not a curated record
UCCCAAGUUCCCAUCCACCAAGGUUGAUUGCAUAGGUAUCUAUCUACAAUCUAUUUAUCCACAAAAUACGAAAAAGCAAAAGCCAUAAAAGGAUUUGAAGCACUGAAAUUAUAACCAAAAGGCCAACAUUUAUCACAAUAUUAUUGUUUUUUAACAUCUUCCCAAAGGGACAAAUUUGCUUGUUAAAAGUCGUCGGCCUAACAUAGCGUCGACCUCGGAUCGAAUUACAGAGAGGCUGUCUCUCUGCUGUGCUGUGCUGUUUCCUGUUGUGCUGCCCAUAAUAUACUGCCUUCUCUCGGAAAUUCUCAUAACAACCCAACAAGAAGACAACAAAAAAUAGAACAACUCGGUUCAGUUUAACUCAACUCAAUGGGGGAUGACCAAAAUGGUGGGCAGAAACCAGCUUUGAGCCGUGAUUAUCCGGAAAACCAGAUUAGGAAACCGCUGGGUGAAGAAAAUUCCAAUCUUUCGAUGCAAGAGAGCGCCGCCAAUUGUCUUUCUGGCUACCCAUUUGAAGAAAAUGGUGAUGGGACAGGAUCUGGUAUGCCGAUGCCCGGUGGUUUUAAUAGCAGGAAAAUUGGGGGUAGUUUUGCUGAGAGCUUAGCUGCCAGGACAGGUGGGGAUAAUCCCAGGCUGAAUAUUAAUAGCAAUAGCAAUACUGCUCGGUUUAAGGCCUUGCCGCCCUCAAGCUUGCCGAUACCGCGGUCCCCUUGCCUGACAAUACCGCCUGGCUUGAGCCCCACCACUUUGUUGGACUCUCCUGUUCUUCUCUCUAACUCUCUGGCUGAACCAUCUCCUACAACUGGCACUUUUUUAUUGCCACCUUUUUUCUUUGACAGUGUUCGUGCAUGUGAUUCACCAUCAUUUACAUCAGAUGUUUCUAAGAACAGUGGGAUUGAAGAUGGAAAGUCUUCCAGCUUUGAAUUUAAACAAUUUGCCAAAUCUGGGAGCAAUUCGAGCCUGUCACCUCUUGGGGGCUUGGCUUCUUUUGGUUCGAGUUACGAGCAAGCUCAAAAUCAAUAUCAACCUAAAAUUCAGUCUCAAUCACAAUCUCAAACUCAGUCAUGGACCACAAGUGCAUCUGCUAUCGAAAAAGAGUUUGUUUUGAAUCGUCCACCUGAACAUCCAGCAGCUAGCACUACUGCAGAUGGUCCAUUGUAUGCUGUUCCUUUACGGGCCGUUCCUUCUCAGGUUACCACUGCACAGUCUACUUCUUUUCAAGAACAGCAGAUGCAGAACUCCAAUAUGCAGGCACACACUUCAGAAGGUGAUCAAAAUGUGUCAGUUCCUUUGGCAGUGGCAGAGAAACCAUCUGAAGAUGGAUACAAUUGGCGGAAAUAUGGGCAAAAGCAUGUGAAAGGCAGUGAAUACCCUCGGAGUUAUUAUAAGUGCACUCACCCAAAUUGUCAAAUGAGAAAAAAGUUGGAACGUUCUCACGAUGGACAAAUAACAGAGAUUAUCUAUAAGGGUGUCCACGAUCACCCUAAACCUCAGCCCAGCCGUAGAUCAGCAAUAGGUGCUGCUCAUGUAAGCCAGGAUGAAGAAGAGAUAAAUGAAGGCUUUGGAAGUAUUGUAAAAAUUGAAGAUCCACCAUCAACGAUGCAAGGACAAACCUCCAAUCAUCUAGAGUCAACAGGCACCCCAGAAUUUUCAUCAAUUUCAGCUAGCGAUGAUGAUGGAGAGGGUGGAGGUAAAUCAUUGGGGGAGGAUGCUGAUGAAGACGAGUCUGAAUCAAAGCGCAGGAAGAAAGAAAACGGUUCGGCAGAUGUCAUCACAUCCAAUAGAACCAUACGUGAGCCACGUGUUGUUGUACAGACAACUAGCGAGAUUGAUAUCCUUGAUGAUGGAUAUCGAUGGCGUAAAUAUGGACAAAAAGUGGUGAAGGGUAAUCCUAAUCCAAGGAGCUAUUAUAAAUGUACAAAUGCAGGAUGUCCUGUCAGGAAACAUGUUGAAAGAGCCUCACAUGAUCCAAAGGCAGUAAUUACAACAUACGAGGGGAAACAUAACCACGAUGUACCAGCCGCACGGAAUAGCAGCCAUAGCAGCCAUGACAAUGCUGGAAUUGGAAAUGCUCAACCUUCUGCAGUAAGGCAGAGUAAUUUUGCAGUGCCUGGUAAUGGUAUUGUAAGGCCCGUUUCUCAUGUGCAAGACACAUUGCCACAGUUUGAAAGGCAUCCAGAACAGACAUACUUGUUUGAAAGAGUUGCAGAUGGAAGUCUUAAAUCACAAGAUAGGAGUGCUGGCAUUCUUGACCUAGGAGUGGGGGGAAGCAUGGGUUUUGGGAAAUUUGGCUUUGAUAAUAACCUUAGACAGAGUGAGAAAUUGCACACAACCCAAAUAUCUCCUUCAAUUCCACCUCAGAUGCAUAGUUCUUUAGGCCUUGGAAUGGCUAGUGCCGGCCUUAAUAGUGGAAGGUCUGCAGUCCCUUUCCAGUCCUUUUUUGGGCAAUCUAAAGAGAAAGAUAUGGAGCUUCGAAGAGCCAAGGAAGAAGCGCCAGAGCACUUCGAUUUUGAGGAUACUGUGCCUGUCAAUCAUGCAUCAAAUUCAUCUGUUUAUCAUCAAAAUGUGGGAAGAUUAGUGAUGGGCCCUUGAAUGUAUACUGUCAUUUAUUAAAUUUCAGUGAGGUUGUGGAAAGGUAUUACGUUCCUUGACUUUAAAUGGAGAUGGGGCAUGUAAACACUUGAAAGUGUGGGGCAGCAAAGAACAAAUAAGGGGUGCAAGAUAAAUGCCAAGAGAUUAUUAUGGCCAUCAAACUUGACAAUGCAAAUUUCUAUUGGUGGGUAGCUGGUGGCCAGUGCGUUCUGUAGUGGGUUUAUGUCUUGCAGAAAUGUUGGGAAUUUGUGUAAAUUAUCUCUUACAGUAGUUCCAUUUUGUUAUUCAAUUUACAGGUUCACUUGAUUCAGGCAUUUGUUUA